GGCCAUCUCUUUCCUCAUGCCCAGUGCCAGGCCUUGGCCAGGGCCAAAAUGCCGGAAUUACUUGAGGACAUGCGAAAGGCACCAGCCCGAGACCCCAGGACCCGCUACAGGUUUUUUGGUUACCUGGCGGCCUAUCUUUCGGCUAUAUAUGGCCAUAUAUGGUCGGGAGUGUUGACAAAGAUGAAGGUAAAAGAGGUCAAGGACGCUGUGGGGGACGAAAAGGCGGGCUACCUUGUGAAUGUGAUGGAGCACAAAACUCUAAGAAAGUUUGGCGUGGCACAGAUAUAUCUCACUCAGGAAGAAUAUGGAUGGUGCACUGAGUGGCUCCGCCUCCGACAGCGGGCGGUCCCCACAAAUCAAUACUUUUUCUCCACCCUUGGCCGUGGCGAGGCAAAGGAUCUCAUUAAAUACUUCAGGAAGGCCUGGUCGGAGAUGGGAUUGAGGGGAUCGCCCACCCUGAUGGAUAUCAGGUCAGCGGUGGCCACCUAUAACUUUGAGUCCAAUGAUUCGGAGGUGCGCCAGCAUGUGGCCACAUUUAUGUGCCAUGAUGUGAGGACACAGGAGCGGUUCUACUCGCUCCACAACACCCUGAGCCACGCGAAGCAGAUGAGGGAGCUUUUCGUGUGCAUGUCACUCAGAAGAGGACAACCUGCUCACUCAUCUGCUUCCACUGUGUCCUCCAUUGCGCCCUCCACUGCAGCGUCCUCCACCUCUGUGCCCUCAACCUCCACGCCGUCCACUGCUGAGGAGGAGAUGGAUCCGAAGGUUACCCCACGGAUUUAUGGGCCCUCUCCUUCACAGCUCCUAGUGAAAAAAAUAAAAGUGAGGCUUGGCUUCAGCCCAAGGAAAAAAUAUCCUUCCAGGGCACGGGGGACAUGA
Solea senegalensis (Senegalese sole) is the source of this 879-nucleotide messenger RNA. RefSeq lists its product as uncharacterized. NCBI's taxonomy places the organism in Eukaryota, Metazoa, Chordata, Actinopteri, Pleuronectiformes, Soleidae. The record is from RefSeq and is a predicted model, not a curated record. The coding region runs from base 49 to 879 and encodes 276 amino acids. The transcript has 5 exons.